Molecule: messenger RNA, 1386 nt
Organism: Lolium perenne
Lineage: Eukaryota; Viridiplantae; Streptophyta; Magnoliopsida; Poales; Poaceae
Source: RefSeq, a predicted model, not a curated record
AUGGUCAAUAGAGAAUUUUUGGAUGUUAGAAGAUGCAUCCGAGCACAGUUUGGGCGUGAGAUGCGUGGGAAGAAGAUGACCGUUGAGGCUCUCAUCGUCGUAGGAGGGAAUGAUGGGACACCUGCCCGUUGGGGUUUGCGGGAGGUAAAGAGUGAUAGAAAUUGGGGUACGUACAUGAGGUUUGCAAGCACACCUGGUGCUGCUAUGUACGGAGAGCCCAUGGUGUAUGUUCAGUUUAUAUCAUGUGAUGAUGGUGCCGGAAGCAGUACCGGCGCUGGUGAAGAGGAGAUGGCCAUCAUCACAGGACCGAGCACCGUUCAGUCGGAGCAUUUGGCCCUGACUGCAGCAGGCAUGAUAGGCCAAUCAGAGCAAGCGGCACUGACUGCAGGCCAUAGCUCCGGCCCAUCGGAGCAGAUGGUCGCCCAGUUUGCUGCCGAGCCAGGAUACUGGUCCGCGUUCGUUGACAUUAGCGAGUGUGUGGAGGGACUGCCAGAGGCGUUGGACGAUGACGCUCGUUCUUCUUCGUUUGAAUCCUCCUCGGACGAAGAAGGCGUCGGUCCUUCCCGGAGGGCGGUUGCGGCACCAAUGGACCCUGAGUUCUUAAAAACAAUGACCAUCAGCAAUGAAUUCCGCUCUGUUCCAGGCCUAGGGGAGGCGAGUCUGCAGGUUGGGCAAACUUUCCCAUACAAGGACUCGGCUGACCAAGCAAUCAAGAGGUAUGCGUUGGCCAUAUCUCGGCAACACAGAGUGAAGCAGUCUGAUCGAAGGCAGCUGAAAGUCAUAUGCGUCAAAUUGAAUGAGGAGGGUUGCAGGGGGAGAGUUAUCGCUCGGGUGAGCCCUGGGGUAUGUCAGCCAUGGCAUAUCUCAAAAAUAGAACCCCAUAGCUGCAAGCAAUUGGGGGCUCUCGACAAGCACCGCAACGUCACUGCAAAAUAUGUAUCGCAUAUCAUGCAAGUGGCGGUGGAAGAAGAUAUAACCCUUGGUACAAAGAAGCUGCAAAAAACCGCGGAAGAUCUGAUUGGCUUCCCGGUCAGCUUUAGUAAGGCAAGGCGAGCGAAGGAGGAGAUUUUCCAGAGAUUGUAUGGCACCUAUGAGGAGGCAUAUGAUCUUGCCCCGAGACUACUCCAUCAGAUAGCAGCAACAAACCAGGGGACUCAAGUGGUCAGGAGAGUUCGGCAACACCCUCUGGAGGAAAACCAAGAAAUCCUUGAUCGUUUAUUCUGGGCAUUCCCCCAGACUAUACGUGCAUUCCAUCACUGCCGCCCGGUGCUGUCAAUAGAUGGUACCUUUCUCACAGGAAAGUACAAGGGCACACUCUUGGUGGCGAUCGCAGCUGACGCAAAUAAUCAGCUCUUGCCUAUUGCAUAUGCACUUGUCGGGAGUUGA